CUACUCUGAUUGAUAUUUUAAGGCUGUAUAUAAAAUGGAAAAAUUCUUCUCACUCUCUGCUUGUUGUACUGGGCUGCAUUUGUAUCUUGGGGACUCGAUGAUUCCUUGCUGUUGUAUUUGCACAUACUGGGAAUAAAGACAAACUGAAACAAUGCCAGAACCCACUGAAACAGCUGAUAUACCAGUACAAGAAAGUGCACCUCCUCCAGUAGAAACUAACGCUCAGAAAGAAGGGAAACCCGCAGAAAAAGUAGAAACUAACGCUCAGAAAGAUGAGAAACCCGCAGAAAAAGUAUGGUCUGCAGGAGAAGAAGGAGAAAAACAAGAUUCACAGAAAUCUGUUUUAUUUGUUGAAAAACCAAAAGGUGGCUCAAUUAGUGUAGGGCAAAAUAUCACAUUCACAGCGAAAGUAGAAGCUCAGGAUCUUCUUCGGAAACCCACUGUUAAGUGGUUUAAAGGAAAAUGGAUGGACUUGGCAAGCAAAGUUGGAAAGCAUCUUCAGUUAAAAGAAACAUUUGAGCGACAAACCAAGAUAUAUACAUUUGAGAUGCAAAUAAUCAAAGCUAAGGACAAUUAUGCCGGAAAUUAUAGAUGUGAAGUAACAUAUAAGGAUAAAGUUGAUAGCUGUUCUUUUGAUCUGGAAGUUCAUGAAACAGGACCUACGCAGUCAUUAGAUAUCCGGUCUGCAUUCAAAAGAAGUGGUGAAGGACAAGAGGAUGCAGGAGAACUUGACUUUAGUGGUCUCCUGAAACGUAGGGAAUUUAAACAGGAACCAGAAGAGCCAGAAGUAGACGUGUGGGAACUCCUGAAGAAUGCAAAUCCCAAUGACUAUGAGAAGAUUGCAUUUCAGUAUGGAAUUACUGACUUGAGGGGUAUGCUGAAACGUCUGAAGCGCACUCGGAGGGAAGAAAAGAAGAGUGCAGGUGGCAUAAGAUACAUAUUUGAACACAAAGGUAAUGAGAGAAUCCUAUUUAUCAACAACUGCUCGCUGACAGAUGAUGCCCGUUAUCAUGUCACAGCAGGAGAUGAGAAAUGCUCAACUGAAUUGUUUGUUAGAGAGCCUCCAGUAAUAGUGACAAAAGGCCUGGAAGAUACCAAUGGUUAUAUUGGUGACAGAAUAGAAUUAUCAGUUGAAGUGUCUGAAGAUGAUGCAAACGUAAAGUGGUUUAAGAAUGGUGUGGAGUUGCCUCUUGAUAGUAAAUCAAGAUAUAAAGUUAAAAUUGAGGGUAAAAAGCACACUUUGAUUAUUGAAGAAGCAACAAAAGCGGACAAGGCAACUUACUCAGUCAUGACAACUGGAGGACAAUCAGCUGGCAAGCUGGACGUUGGUUUGAGGCCACUGAAGAUAUUGCAUCCACUGGAAGAUCAGACCAUCAGGCUCGGCAAAGAGCUCUCUUUGAAGUGUGAGAUUUCUGAAAAUGUUGAUGGAAAGUGGUACAAAAAUGGGCAGCUGCUCCAGCCCAGUGAUCGCAUCAAAAUAUAUCACAAAGGAAGAAUCCAUCGGUUAAUUAUUAAUAACUCACUUGUGGAGGAUGAUGGCGAAUACAUGUUUGUUCCAGAUGCCUACAAUAUCAACAUCCCUUGUAAAGUUCAUAUUAUAGAUCCUCCUAAGAUUCACCUUGAUGGCCUUGGUGAUAAUAACACAGUAACAGUUGUCGCAGGAACAAAAUUACGUCUUGAAAUUCCUGUUUCUGGGGAGCCUCCACCAAAGGUUAUGUGGAGCAAGGGAGAGAAGUGGAUCAUGGAUUCUGCAUCCAGAAUACGGGGAGAGAAUUAUCCAGACAGUAGUUGUUUGGUGAUUGAUUCAGCUGAAAAAGAUGACUCAGGUCCUUACAGAAUCAUGCUGAAGAAUGAAGCUGGAGAAGACUCCGCCGUCAUCAAUAUAAAAGUAGUUGAUAUUCCUGAUGCCCCAGAGGCACCCAAUGUGACUGAGAUAGGAGAAGACUGGUGUAUUAUGACCUGGGAACCUCCAGCCUAUGAUGGCGGGUCUCCUCUCUUAGGAUACUAUAUUGAAAGGAAAAAGAAGCAAAGCUCCAGAUGGAUGAGAUUAAAUUUUGAUCUUAUUAAAGAAACAACUUUUGAGCCCAAAAAGAUGAUUGAGGGAGUUGCCUAUGAGGUGCGUGUGUUCGCAGUCAAUGCCAUUGGGACCUCCAAACCAAGCAUGCCAUCAAAACCUUUUGUGCCUCUAGCUGUCACAAGUCCUCCUACUUGUCUGGCAGUGGACUCUGUCACUGAUACUACAGUUACCAUGAAGUGGCGACCACCAGAUCAGAUUGGAGCUGCAGGUUUAGAUGGUUAUGUCAUAGAGUAUUGCUUUGAAGGAACGGAACAAUGGAUUGUGGCCAAUAAAGAUCUAACAGAUAAAACAAAAUUCACCAUCACUGAUCUUCCAACUGGAUCAAAAAUCUUUGUCCGAGUAAAAGCAGUAAAUGCUGCAGGCCCCAGUGAGCCCCGGAUGCAUCCACAACCUAUAUUAGUUAAAGAAGUUAUAGAACCUCCGAAGAUUCGUCUGCCGAGACACUUAAAGCAAACUUAUAUCCGAAGGGUUGGAGAAGCUGUGAAUCUUGUUAUUCCUUUCCAUGGAAGGCCAAGACCAAAAGUAUCUUGGAAGAAAAAUGGUACCCAUGUAGACAAGAACCAAAUUAAUAUCCGCAACAGUGAAAAUGAUUCUAUCAUCUUUAUCCGAAAAGCAGAGAGGAGCCAUUCUGGGAAAUAUGACAUGAAGGUCAAAGUAGAUAACCUCGUGGACAAAGCCACAAUAGAGAUUCAAAUAGUUGAUCGUCCAGGUCCACCCCAAGCAGUAAAAAUUGCAGAAGUCUGGGGAGAAAAUGUUGCUUUGGAAUGGACACCACCAAAAGAUGAUGGCAAUGCCAACAUUACCGGUUACACAAUUCAAAAAGCAGACAAAAAGAGUAUGGAAUGGUACACCGUCAUUGAACAUUACCACCGGACCGCUGCUACUAUUACGGAACUUGUAAUCGGAAAUGAGUAUUUCUUCCGCAUUUUCUCUGAAAAUAUGUGCGGCCUCAGUGAGGAUGCCACAAGAACAACAGAAAGUGCUGUGAUUGCUAAGGAUGGUAAAGUGUACAAAAAUCCAGUUUAUGAGGACUUCAAUUUCACUGAACCACCAAUGUUUACUCAGCCUUUAGUUAAUACAUAUGCCAUAUCUGGUUAUAAUACAACUUUGAACUGCAGUGUCCGAGGAAAUCCAAAGCCCAAGAUAACAUGGAUGAAAAAUAAAAUCAUUAUUAUGAAUGACCCACGUUACAGAAUGUUUAGUAACCAGGGUGUUUGUACACUGGAGAUUCGAAAACCCAGCCCCUAUGAUGGUGGCACAUAUACUUGCAAGGCAGUCAACAGUCUUGGUGAGGCUGAAGUUGAAUGCAAAUUGGAAGUCAGAGGUGGUCUCUCGUUCUUCCGACUACUACUGCAAGGAGUACCUCCGCAUAUUGCGCAGUCCUAUUUGAAAGAAAUGGACGCCAGCAAGUAUGGAAAAAAAUAAAUUCUGGCCCCAGUGCUUCUCUGCUUUUGCACCAGAAACUGCUAGCCACUCUGCAGCCUCUCAUUUCUACCGUGAUCCUCCUAAAUCAUAUAUAUCGCACCUUCUGUUUUCCUCCUGUUCCUGGUGGAAAGAAAAACACACGCAUGGAUUGCCUUUCUUUUCUUUCUUUCUUUCUUUUUUUUUUUGAAGUUUAGUGAAAUAAGCUGAUGCUUACCUGCAUUUUGUACUGUUGUGUAUUUCUGUUUCCUUCUCUUUCCCCUCUCUUUUUUUAAUGCAAAACAGAAGACAAGCUAAACAAAUAUGCAUGAAAGUUCAUUUUUAGUUUCUAAUUUAUAUGUUUUAAUUUUUGUGAAAAGCAGAUGCUGCCACACCCAAUAACGAUGGAAUCAGAACAUACAUCACCUCUUUUGAUAAGCAAAUAACAUGCCUCCUGUGUACACAUGAUUUACAGCAUUUAACCAUUAAUUGAGCUGAAUGCAUCUCAAGUUAAAAGGGUUCCCCCCCCACCCCCCAUUGUUUAUUUGUGAAUCCAAUUUCUUUAAGCUACUACAGGGGAUAUUUUUGGGUGAUGUAUAAUAAAGCUGAAGUGUUUAUGACCUAGUCACAUA
This is a messenger RNA of Pseudonaja textilis, 4110 nucleotides long. The record is from RefSeq and is a predicted model, not a curated record. NCBI's taxonomy places the organism in Eukaryota, Metazoa, Chordata, Lepidosauria, Squamata, Elapidae.